AUGUCGUCGUUCAUUGAGAAGUUGGACUCUUUACUGCCCUAUAUCCACCGUUGGCCAUCGAGCUACAAGGGUGCUAACAAGCGCGCACUUUCGCCAUCAAAGUCUCCCGAAGCUCCUCAGCAGAAAGGCGGGACGUCCAAUAACAAUAAUACCCCUGAUAACCAAGAAGAGGAACCCCCUUUCCAGAGUCCUAGUUCUCACCGAAUACAUCCUUUCCACAACAGGCCGCUGUCUCAACCCAAGAACGAGGCGAACACGAAAAACGAGGGGAACUCCAACAAAGAAGGAGCUCUCAAGACUGCGACGAACUCCAAGUACAAGGGACGACAUAUACGCUGGAAGGAGCUUGAGCCUCCAGCUAAGACCAAGAACAACACAACACAGAUUGCCGGCCCCGAGCGGCGUCUCACUGGGUGUCAGCGGCACUUACUAGAACUGCGUCGAUUGGAGAGGAACGGCAAGAAUGUUUCACAGCCGUGGAAGCGACUGAGUCCAGACCCUGAAGGAUUCUACAAACUCGAAAAUAGCAAAUGGUUCAAUGACAACUGGGAGUGGGAUCCCGACAAUCUUAUUUAUCGUCCAAAGGCAAAUCCCCAGUCCGAGAACCAAGAGAAUAGCAAAGAGUCUACCCAAGGGCGAGCUAGGCCUUCUCAACAACGACCACCUCAACGAAAGACUCAAGCAUCGCAGCAAAAGGAACAGCAAGUUAUCAAGGAAGCUAAGAAGACCAAGCCGGCUGUCCCAGAGGAGCUACACCCCGAGCUCGAUCUAUCGUUCUUCGAUCGGCUGCCAGAUACUCUGCCAAAGCAAGAUUACAAGACAGAGGAGGAGGAGAAGAAUAACGACAAUGACAACAACGAUGACGCCGAAUGGGGUACGAUUCGGUGUUCUGUCCCUCUCUUGAUCCCAGCAAACACCCCUAACUCUACAUCCAAGUUGAAGUUCGAAAAGUUACGUAAGGAGCACUACUCACCAGCCCGAAAUUCAUCAUCGGAGACAAGACAUAGCAGGGAUAUGUAUUGUGCCUUGCAGAGCGAGUCGUCACCAGAGCCUGAGACCCAAUCGAAAGGCAAGGGAAAGGAGAAAGCCAUGGUCCAGGAUAAGAGUGAAGACCAAUCGAAACACAAUGGCAAGGGGAAGGAGAGGGCUAUGGCUCAAAGCGAAACCAAAGCCGACGAGGACACGGGAAAGGGGAAGGAAUGGGCGACUGUCAUUGAGCUCGCCCCUCCACUCCACGUCACCUCGAACGACAAGGGAAAGGGAAAGGAACGGAAGACCGUAAUUCAACUCACCCCUAAACCUCAACCUCAUCAACAAUCACAACAACAACAAACCCCAGGCCAACCGCAGGAUCGGGUUAAGGGAAAGCAGCGCAAUACAUUCAUCAACGCUGACUCCCCACCGAGGGGUCGCCCAAUCCACCGCAUACCCGCCAUCCGUGACGACAAAGAACGGCGACAUGUUCCGCAACCUCAAUCACGCCCUCGAGUUCUCCAACCCGCAGCCUUUCACCCCUUAGCCCGUCAUGCCGUAGCUGCGCCAGCAGGAGCCCAACGCCCCCGCCCUGGCCUAAACCUGCAACAAUUCCGCCAACAACGUCACGCGGAAGCUCAACUAGCAAGGGAGCAGUACAUAGCCCAUUUGCUUCAAGCUCAAGCCCAAGCUCAAGCACCGCCACAACCACAAUUUCAACCGAGAGUAUCACCAUCUCAACAACAACAGCAAGUACUCCAACAACAUCCGACGAUAAAUGACCGUAACAGCAGCAGCCUACCCCCUGACGUCGAACCCCUGAAUAGAGCCCUUCACAGACAAGGCGCCCGCUCGCGCUAUGAGAAAAAGAAGCUAAGAGAUUUGGUGGAGAACGCCCAGAGGACGCGAUUGACGGUUUAUCUGAAGAAACUGUCGCCCAAAGAGGAGGAGGAAGCGGAGAGGGAGAGGCGGAGGGAGGCGGAUCCGGAGGAGGCGAGGAAGUUGGAGGAGCGGAUUGGGAUUAAAAGGUUGGUAGGGAUUGGAGCGAAUAGAGUUGAGCAUUCUCAAACUCGUGGUCGGCGGUGGACUUGCGCUAUGAUUCAGGUGCAAGACGAACUUGGUGAUGCGGCCCAUGACGUUGGGCCCGCAACCGCGGCAGCCGUCGAUGUCCCACUUAUCGCCACACAGGAAGAGGCGGAUACAGAUGUAAUGGCAUCCAAUGAGGGCGUUGAGCGCUUCAGGAGAGUCGCAGAGCUCGAAAUCACCGAAAGCAAUUUAGACGGGCUGUUCAAAACUAACAAGUUAGUGUGUUCUAAAGCAGCAGCGGGUGCGACUUACGCUCUCGUCGAUGGGCUGACGACCACUAGCCUCUAUCGAAUCUACGAGGGAGGGGCUUGCAUCCUUGAGGACGCCACUGGCCAUCUGAUCUCGGGGAUCUUGCAAACGAUGAUGAAAUCCAGAAGUUUGUUCCAAUUAUGGUACCACCUCACGUUUUCGUCUUCAGAGAACUUCUCGAAAAUAUCGGGCAAGUGGUGA
This is a messenger RNA of Pseudomassariella vexata, 2508 nucleotides long. RefSeq lists its product as uncharacterized. Bases 1 to 2508 code for a protein of 835 amino acids. The record is from RefSeq and is a predicted model, not a curated record. The transcript is spliced from 3 exons. Lineage: Eukaryota; Fungi; Ascomycota; Sordariomycetes; Amphisphaeriales; Pseudomassariaceae.